Acanthaster planci (crown-of-thorns starfish) is the source of this 4806-nucleotide messenger RNA. RefSeq lists its product as uncharacterized. Gene Ontology annotation, cellular component: cytoplasm; nucleus. The record is from RefSeq and is a predicted model, not a curated record. NCBI's taxonomy places the organism in Eukaryota, Metazoa, Echinodermata, Asteroidea, Valvatida, Acanthasteridae.
ACCCAGUUGUUCGUGAAGCGGAAGUCGAUAGGACUCGGAGUAAAACUUGUGAAAUAUGUAAAGAAAUCGAAUAAUCCAUCGGAACUAAAAUCUUUCGCGAUGCAUUCAGUUUUGUCUUAAUAAUUUUAAUUGGCAUUUGUGAAUCGGAGAACGAUCUGCAGGCGGCAAUGGAUAAGAACGAGUACGUGAAGCGGUGGUUGUGGCAUGCGUUCAAUGGAUUGGACUGUGAUGGGACAGUUGAUCCACAGCAACUUAAGGUGCUGACAGCCCACCUGGGUGCCUCGUUGGGUUCAGAGAACAAAGGCAACAUUGCCCACAAGGUUGGGGAGAAGUACCGCUGUGAGAGCGCCUUGGCCGUCUGCUUCAGCAACUACCUGGACUUCUUGGAGGAGCAGGGAUUCCUCAACAACGACAAGGUGGACCUGGACAAGCUGGAGGAGACCCUGUGGGUGCUGUGCCUGAAGGAUUACCAGAAACGUGACCCCCAGAUGGUGGCCAACCCAGAGCUCAAGAAAUUGUGGCGGCUCUUCAACUUCCUGGCUGAGCCCGACAGUUUCCCCGUGGCCAUUGACCGGGAGGAGAUGCAGCUGCUGACCGAGAAGCUUGUCAUUGCCAUGGGCAUGAAGUGGGACCUGGCCCACUUCGACCACGUGACCAAGAACCUCAAGCUCUUCACCUUCACCAAGAUGAUGGUCUGCUUCGAGUCGGCCUUCGCCAAGGACAUGGACCAGAUGUGCAUCGCUGAGGCCGUGAUGGAGGUGUACGAUGAGAUCAUUGAAGAAGUUGAGAAAAAGGGCUUUCUGUUCAAGAAGGGUCACUUGAUGAAGAGCUGGAAGGAGCGUUGGUUUGUCUUGAAGCCAGGCUGUCUGUCGUACUACACCGGUCGGAAUGAGAAGGACAAGAAGGGAGAUAUCCGCAUGCGAGCAUCUUGGAAGGCAGAGAUCAUUGAUGACCAGAAGAGUUACAAAAACUGCUUUGCUAUUUGGACGGACGACAAGAGUGACAAGGACAAAACAAGAUAUGAGCUGAGUGCAUCCGACCCACGAACCCGACAAGCCUGGAUGAUAGCGUUGAGAGGUAUCAUCCAUCGGGAACAGACCAAGGGGCUCGGACAGUACGGCAAACUCCUGGAGAGGCGAGAACGGAGGAGGAAAGAAAGACUAGAAGAAGAAGAGCAGAAGAGACUGGAAGAGGAGACCAAGAGGAAGAGGGAGGCGGAGCUUCGAGAGGAGAGGAGGAGGCAAGAGGAGGCAGCGGAGAGAGCAGCCCAGGAGUUGGCAGUCACCAAGGCCAAGGAAGAGGAAGAGAGGAGACGACGGCGGGAGGAGAAGGAGGCCAGAGAGAAAGCAGAGGCGGAGUGGAAGGCGGCCAAUGAAGCUUUUUUGGAGACGAAGGAGAGACUGAAGGCAGAAGAGGAGCUCCGAAGAGCCAAGGAAGAGGAGGAGAGACUGAGGAGGCAACAAGAGGAGGCAGAGAGGGAACGCAUCUCUAGGGAACGAGAUGAAAUCAAGAGGGCCCUGGAGGAUGCCAGCAAGCGAGCGGAUAUGGAGGCCGGUCUGAAGGAGGCAGAGCAGAGACGUCUUGCUGAGUUAGAGGAGACCCUAAGACACCUGCAGAUGUUGUUGGAUGAAGAGAAGCGGGCACGGUUUGAGCAGGAACAAGCACGAGAACUCCAGCAAAGGCUCCUGGAUGAGGAAAUGCAGAGGCGUGAGCACCUGGAGCGACUCAAAGAGGAGCAGGCCCGCCUCCUGGCCCAGGAGCAACAGCGACGGGAGGACCUGGAGGUCAAGAGCGAGGAGCUCAGCAAGGAGUUCAUGAUGCAGGAGGCCAUUUUGGAGGAAGAGCGGACCAGGCUGGCCGAGUUGGAGACCCAGAGACAAGCUGCAGAUGAAAAACUUCAGGCGGCCAUGGAGAAGAUUGAGACAGCCGAGCGGAACCGGAAGAUCAUCCAGAAGAAGAGGGAGGAGCUGAGUAAGACCAAGACGUCGUUGGGUCUGGCCCAGACCAUCAAACCGCAAGCCCGACCCCUCGUGACCCACCGUGGCCUUCCAUCCUCGGCCUUUGCUGCCGUUGAGCCCCAAGAUUUUGAACCUCACCAAGAGCACAACUUGCAGAAUGAAAGCAAUGCUGUGAACGGCCAGACGGAUGCCAACGGUCAUUUAUAAGCACAUCCUUUGUUGGAGCGACCAGUCUCAGCCAAACUGUUUUCCAUUAAGUUGACUUCUUUCUGUCCUUCAUUUAUGAACGGAGUCACGAUUGUGACAAGUAACAAAAUUCACUGGCCUUAGUAAAGCAAGCCUGGUAUAACAAUCGCAGUAUGAUUUACAUGCCUACAGUUCUCACCAUUGCCAGGUAAAGUUAUUAAUAAGCCUUUCGCGAGUUAAAUUUAAAUAAAAUCUGGUACACUGAGAGUUCUUUAAAUUCGUCUGAAUAUAACAAUUUGAAUUUUCCAUACUAAAGACACUGUUGCUAUACCUUGUGAUUUGGGGCAAGCUUUUCCUUAGUUACAUUAGAGAGGCCUUGCCUCAAUAUACGUUUUUCAAUGGAUAAGAAGGGCACAAAGGAACCAGUCCAUUCCAGAGAUGUUGGUCGCCAUGCAAAUAUUUGCCCCGAAUCAUGAGGUAUAGCAACAGUGUCUUUAGUCUUUAUUCAAAUUUAACUUGCAAAAGGCUUACUGAACAAAACAAAUUAUUGCAUAACAGAUCACAGUAUGCAGUUGCUUCGAGAUAUCCAUGCGAUUCAAGUACAAGUAGACAAUACACUCGUCAGUGCCAUACGAGAGCCCAUGGAGGGGGUUGGCUCAGAUCCAUUUGCAAGAAAGUGCGCUUGGGCCAGCACCCUUGGCGUUCUUGCUGCUCACUUUCCUGGUGUUCCGACUCAACCCGAUGAAAGUCACAAUGUCAUUGUUCCCUCCCUGGGCUACCACCAUCCAGGCUGCUUUUCAGCACAGUUUGACUAGAAAACUUAUCCCCUUCCUUACGUUUAUACCCAAGUUCCGGCGCUGUAUUAUGCAAUGGCAACUUGAUUAUUUAGAGAAAAAAAUAAUCAACUCUUAGGUUGGAGAUCGGGAUGAAAGGAGGUUUUUUGUCUGCAGCAAGAGACAGCCAAGCCAAAAAUGAAUUAUUAGUGAGCUGUGGUUAGCUCAUUUCCCGUUUGCGGAUGCCCUCCAAACACUUGAUACUAUGUAUACUUCUGACCGCCUAGCUAAAGUACACCACACCAAAGAUUUCACCUGGCACUUCAGUCAUAUUUCUCAUCUAGAGCUUCCCCGAGUGACAUUGUUGUUACCUGUUGUUACCUUGUGAGAUAGUUGGUGUAAUAUUUGUUGAAGAUGUCUUCCCAUUUGGUGUACCACUCAUCAUGGCUUAUUUGACAAAACUGAACAAUUGAAAACAGAUGAAAUUUUUUCUCUGUAGUUGAAAAUACAAAAUGUGCACCACUUUGGGUUACAAUUUCAUUCACAAGCAAUUGACAUUAUUACUUAGUUACCUUGUCAACCACUUGCAUAGUUUUUAAAUAUACCCGUGAAAUCUUUCAUGAUGGAUGUUAUUUCUACUCCGAAACUGAAAUUUUCACCAUUUAGUACUGUCAAAAAUAUAUAAAUAUUGCAUAUCUUAACUGUCAAGAUCAAAUUUAUGUAAACAUGGUUUGUAAAUGAAUAUUUAGCUUUAGUUUUGUAAUGGAAAUAUUCACAUUUUUCUUUUCUUAUUUUAUGGUUUGGGGUUUGACUUUAAUUGUUGAUGCUGACUUUAUGAAAUGAUAUCGUUACCAAACUGUGAAAAGGCUAUGCUUUUUAAAAUUCGUUUUUAGUCCUAAUUUUUCUUAGAGACUCUGUUCUCAAUCAGUGUGAAAAUAACCGUUUUUACAACUUAUAACAACCAUCUGGUGAUACGUUUGAUAACUUAGUGUAAAGGAAUCAAUAAUUUUGACAUAUUGCUCAAAUUUUCUUAUAUAUUUUUGCACAUGUGACAUCAUUUAUUUUAGAACUGUAUAUGGCAAUUUGUAUGCAAAAGUACUACUUUUUGAUUAAGGGAAUGACUUUGUCUACUUAAAUUUUAUUUUCUCUGCCAUGUUAGUCAAUCUAGAUGUUCUUUUUGUAGUGCUUUGUUAUAAUCUGAAGGAAAAACUGCUUAAAUAGCAUAUUUACUCAGUGGUUUUUUAACAGUUGUGUGUGUUUGUUUGUUUGUUGAGAAACCCUACUUUGAUGUAAAAUCCAGAAGGGAAGCUAAACUUGCAGAGUUUGGCUGCCUUUCCAAAAGUGUGGUUUUGGUUCCAUAUCUGCAUGUGUGUACCACUUUUCACCUCUGUACAAUUUCAGUGAGCACUUCCUGCAAGUUAGGCACACCGACAUGAGGUGCAUUAGCAAUGCAUCAUUUUCAAAAAUGCACUUCAACUCUUCACUCCAAAAUGAAACAAGAAAAAUGUUCUGCAGUGAUGUUGCUGUUUUUCUUACGUUGUUGUGCAACAUGUUGGUCAAUUGUUUGAUCAUUGUUGCCAGUUUUGUUUUGAAUUUUUGUACAGCUUCUAUUCGCUAGAAAUUCCCAGCAAGAAAAAAUACGACAUUCCAGCUGCACUCCAUGUACCCAGCUGUUUAGUGUGUUAAAUGUCCUGACAGUGCUUUUUUGAAAUUAAAAGGGCAUCGUUCUGAGUUCAUGACAAACUGGAAUUGAAUUUAUGAAAAAAGAGUGGUUGGAUUAGCUGAUUUCUCUAGUUAUGCUUUUAUUGUUAUUCAAAAUACUUUCUUUGAAUAAUAAAAAGCUACACCUGAUUAAAAGUAUCCGAUACGCCAAAUAUCUAAUUCUUAAA